GGCGACUUUGGGUUACAUAAAGUCGUUCGGGUUACCGAGAAGAUGUUCAGACAAAGAACGUCUUUCAAUCUUCCAAGUUCCACUUCCAGCAAACUGACAGUAAAGGCUCGAUUGAAGGGGCAGAAAGCGGAGCCAGACCCCCAGAUUGGCAUCACUGAUCUGACUCGAAGCUAGCGUUCUAAAACAACAGUUCAAAAUGGCCAGAAAGGGCUGUUUAGUGCGCCUGAAGAAGGAGAUGACUGCAUUUAUGAAGGAGCCGCCGCCAUACAUUCCAGCGAUUGCGGUAAAUGAGAGCGACAUGCUGACAUGGCACUUCCUUGUCGAAGGGCCACCGCAAACCCCAUACGACGGAGGCUGGUACAUUGGAAAGUUACGCUUUGAGCCUGACUACCCGUUUGCCCCACCUGCCAUCUCGGUGGUGACCCCCACGGGCAGGUUCAAGACCAGCACACGUCUCUGCCUCUCCAUGUCUGACUUCCACCCAGAGCUGUGGAACCCAAUGUGGUCCGUGAGCACAGUUUGCACCGGGCUGCUGUCUUUUAUGUUGGAGGACACUGCGACGACGGGCUCCAUUGAGACCUCAGAGGUCGAAAAGCACCAGAUCGCUGCCUCGUCUCUGCAGUACAUCCAGGAACGGCCCGUGCUGCGCAACCUUUUCCCGGAUCUGUUGACGUUGGCUGCAGAGGCGCAGAAGAGGCAGAAGGCCGGUCAGCACAAGGGUGUGACUGUAGCAACAGGCCCGGGAUCAACGGAAGGGAGAGGGGAAGAGCCAGAGGUAGAUCAAAGAGGUGACAGUACGGCAGAGCCUGUAGAGGCUCAGCAGCGGGAGGGACUUGGGAGCGCUCAAGUUCAGUCUGAUCAGGAGGACGUCCGAUCAACGAGCACAACUCGGGCCGAGCAGGCAGAGUCAUCAACAAACGGCAGACUACCACAGCCAGGGAGGGCCUCUAGCGGUGAGCGGGAGUCGGUACAGCAAGUGGAACGGGGGCCCGGAGGCGCGGGGCCACCAGUCGAGCUACUGAGUCGGUCGGGCUCUUGCCAGGCUGACGCGUUGCUUCGAAGAGCCCGCGCCCAGGUGGUCUUGGGUGAGCUCGACGCGGCAGAGGUGAGCCUCGAGCAGGCCGCAGAGUGUGUGGGAACAGGCCAAGCCGCUGGGGAUGCGGGGCGUACCGAGCUGCCAGAGGUGGAUGGCAUUGUCGAGGAGCUAGCGCGGCUGAAGCUGGGGGCCCGCCACCGCGCGCGGGGAAACGAGCUGUACCGGAAGCGCAACUUUGCUGGGGCGUUGCGAGCGUAUGAGAGCGGGCUCAGAGUGCUUAACGAGUGUGCGACUCUGCACUGCAACAAGGGCAUGGCGCUUGCAGCACUCGGAAGGCAUGAACCAGCUGUCCAGGCGUGCACCAUGGCGCUCGAGCUUGAUUCUUCGUGCACAAAAGCUUGCCGCCAAAGAGCAGACAGCUUGGUGCUCAUUGGAAAGCCGGAAGCAGCAGCUGCGGAUUAUGCUGCUUUGCUCCUUGUCAACCCGGAGGACGAGCAUCUGCAACAACUUCUGCAUAAACUUCGUGUUUCGGCGUGACGCCGAAAUCCAGAUGUUUUGCGUCAAACUUUUGCUUAUUGCAACUUUUCUUUUGCGGUUCGAUCCCAAAGAACGCGUUGGAUGCUGCACCACUUCGCUCCGUACAUGGCGUUGUUGUCCAUUUUUUG
Klebsormidium nitens is the source of this 1701-nucleotide messenger RNA. NCBI's taxonomy places the organism in Eukaryota, Viridiplantae, Streptophyta, Klebsormidiophyceae, Klebsormidiales, Klebsormidiaceae. The record is from the annotation of a GenBank genome assembly.